GGUUGCAGGUUUUUCUCCUUCAUCACUUUAAAUAUUUCCUGCCAGUCCCUUCUGGCUUGCAGAGUUUCUGCUGAAAGAUCAGCUGUUAACCUUAUGGGGAUUCCCUUGUGUGUUAUUUGUUGUUUUACCCUUGCUGCUUUUUUUUUUUUUUUGUGGUACGCGGGCCUCUCACUGUUGUGGCCUCUCCUGUUGCGGAGCACAGGCUCUGGACGUGCAGGCUCAGCGGCCAUGGCUCACGGGCCCAGCCGCUCCAUGGCAUGCGGGAUCUUCCCGGACCAGGGCACGAACCCAUGUCCCCUGCAUCGGCAGGUGGACCCUCAACCACUGCGCCACCAGGGAAGCCCCCCUUGCUGCUUUUAAUAUGUUUUCUUUGUAUUUAAUUUUUGACAGUUUGAUUAAUAUGUGUCUUGGUGUGUUUCUCCUUGGAUUUAUCCUGUAUGGGACUCUGUGCUUCCUGGACUUAACUAUUUCCUUUUCCAUAUUAGGGAAGUUUUCAACUAUAAUCUCUUCAAAUAUUUUCUCAGUCCCUUUCUUUUUCUCUUCUUCUUCUGGAACUCCUAUAAUUCGAACGUUGGUGCAUUUAAUGAUUUAAUGUUGUCCCAGAGGUCUCUGAGACUGUCCUCAGUUCUUUUCAUUCUUUUUUCUUUAUUCUGCUGUGCAGUAGUUAUUUCCACUAUUUUGUCUUCCAGGUCACUUAUCCGUUCUUCUGCCUCAGUUAUUCUGCUAUUGAUCCCAUCUAGAGUAUUUUUCAUUUCAUUUAUUGUGUUGUUCAUCAUUGUUUGUUUCAUCUUUAGUUCUUCUAGGUCCUUGUUAAAUGUUUCUUGCAUUUUGUCCAUUCUAUUUCCACGAUUUUCGAUCAUCUUUACUAUCAUUAUUCUGAAUUCUUUUUCAGGUAGACUGCCAUUUCCUCUUCAUUUGUUAGGUCUGGUGGGUUUUUAUCUUGCUCCUUCAUCUGCUGUGUGUUUUUCUGUCUUCUCAUUUUGCUUAUCUUACUGUGUUUGGAGUCUCCUUUUUGCAGGCUGCAGGUUCGUAGUUCCCGUUGUUUUUGGUGUCUGUCCCCAGUGGCUGAGGUUGGUUCAGUGGGUUGUGUAGGCUUCCUGUUGGAAGGGGACUAGUGCCUGCCUCUCCUGUUGGAGGGGACUAGUGCCUGUGUUCUGGUGGGCGAGGCUGGAUCUUGUCUUUCUGGUGGGCAGGUCCACGUCUGGUGGUGUGUUUUUGGGUGUCUGUGGACUUAUUAUGAUUUUAGGCAGCCUCUCAGCUAAUGGGUGGGGUUGUGUUCCUGUCUUGCUAGUUGUUUGGCAUAGAGUGUCCAGCACUGUAGCUUGCUGGUCGUUGAGUGAAGCUGGGUGCUGGUGUUGAGACGGAGAUCUCUGGGAGAUUUUCGCCAUUUGAUAUUAUGUGGAGCUGGGAGGUCUCUUGUGGACCAGUGUCCUGAAGUUGGCUUUCCAACCUCAGAGGCACAGCACUGACCCCUGGCUGCAGCACCAAGAGCCUUUCAUCCACACGGCUGAGAAUAAAAGGGAGAAAAAAAAAUUGAAAGAAAGAAAGAAGGAAAAGGAAGGAAGGAAGAUGGAAAGAAGGAACGAAAGGAGGGAGGGAGGAAGGAGGGAAGGAAGGAAAAAAAGAAAGAUUAAAGUGAAAUAAAAUAAGAAAAUAUAAUAAAGUUAUUAAAAUAAAAAAUAAUUAUUAAGAAAAAAAUUUUUUAAAACGGACGGAUAGAACCCUAGGACAAAUGGUGGAAGCAAAGCUAUACAGACAAAAUCUCAGACAGAAGCAUACACAUACACACAAAAAGAGGAAAAGGGGAAAAAAAUCAUAAAUCUUGCUCUCAAAGUCCACCUCCUCAAUUUGGGAUGAUUCGUGUCUAUUCAUGUAUUCCACAGAUGCAGGGUACAUCAAGUUGAUUGUGGAGCUUUAAUCUGCUGCUUCUGAGGCUGCUGGGAGAGAUUUCCCUUUCUUUUCUUUGUUCUCACAGCUCCCAGGGGCUCAGCUUUGGAUUUGGCCACGCCUCUGCGUGUAGGAGGGCGUCUGUUCUUCGCUCAGACAGGACCGGGUUAAAGGAGCAGCUGCUCUGGGGACUCUGGCUCACUCAGGCCGGGGGGAGGGAGGGGCACGGAGUGCUGGGCGAGCCUGCGGUGGCAGAGGCCGGCAUGACGUUGCACCAGCCUGAGGCGUGCCGUGCAUUCUCCCGGGGAAGUUGUCCCUGGAUCCCGGGACCCUGGCAGUGGUGGGCUGCACAGGCUCCCUGGAAGGGGGGUGUGGAUAGUGACCUGUGCUCGCACACACGCUUCCUGGUGGCGGCAGCAGCAGCCUUAGCGUCUCAUGCCCGUCUCUGGGGUCCGCGCUUUUAGCUGCGGCUCGCGCCCGUCUCGAGCUCCUUUAAGCAGCGCUCUUAAUCCCCUCUCCUCGCUCACCAGGAAACAAAGAGGGAAGAAAAAGUCUCUUGCCUCUUCGGCAGGUCCAGACUUUCCCCCGGACUCCUUCCCGGCUAGCCGCUAGCCGUGGUGCACUAACCCCCUGCAGGCUGUGUUCACGCCGCCAGCCCCAGUCCUCUCCCUGCGCUCCGACCAAAGCCCAAGCCUCAGCUCCCAGCCCUGCCCGCCCCGGCGGGUGAGCAGACAAGCCUCUCGGGCUGGUAAGUGCCGGUCGGCACCGAUCCUCUGUGCGGGAAUUUCUCCGCUUUGCCCUCUGCAUCCCUAAUGAUGUGCUCUCCUCCGCGGCUCCGAAGCUUUCCCCCUCUGCCACCCGCAGUCUCUGCCCACGAAGGGGCUUCCUAGUGUGUGGAAACCUUUCCUCCUUCACAGCUCCUUCCCACUGGUGCAGGUCCCGUCCCUAUUCUUUUGUCUGUUUUUUCUUUUGCCCUACGCAGGUACGUGGGGAGUUUAUUGCCUUUUGGGAGGUCUGAGGUCUUCUGUCAGCGUUCAGUAGGUGUUCUGUAGGAGUUGUUCCACGUGUAGAUGUAUUUCUGGUGAAUCUGUGGGGAGGAAGGUGAUCUCCAGUCUUACUCUUCCGCCAUCUUCCCCUCAUCCCUAAGUUGUUUUAAUACUUAAUAGACAGUUAAUAGAUAAUACUGUUUUUGUAUUCUCAUGUUUUUUUAUAGAUUGUUUUACUUUAGCUAUAGAAUUUUUUUUUUUUUAAGAUUAACAACCAGAAAACACACAGUAAGUUAUUAGAAGCAUCAUUCAUUAGAAGCAUCGUCCAUCAACCUGAAGAAAAAAGUCAUGUGAUUUUCAUUUCAGGAAGGUGCUGUGUAAUGUGUUGAAAGGAAAUUAUACGGAAUGAUUUUGUCAAAUUUUUAUGAGUUAUGGUGGCUGAAAGAUCAAUUCUUUCUUGUGGGAAAGGAAAUAAAUGGCAGCACAAAAGGAAAUCUAUAUUAAUAGACUAUUUUAUUAAACGGAAGUGGUUAUAUAAGAACUUUAAACGAACAGACUCAACAAACAAGGAAAGAAACGUGUUAACUGUAAGACAUGUUUCCAAUGAAUCAAAGUCCAAUAACUGUAGACUUCAGAAGAAAAAAGUUUUCAAAAACUUUGUCAAAACAGACAGGUCAGUGAUAAAUAACUCCUCCAGUAAUAGGGCUAGGCCUGAAAACUGAUAUUAAUUGAAUAAAAUUAACAAAGUAGAUCAAACUUGAAUUAAAAUUUUUUCAUAAAAAGUUCUGAAAAUAUCAGAUUAGAUUUAAAUUUUCCUCAAAUUUCUAUUGCCUCGUCCAAAGUAAAGCAAAUAUCUUUCAGCCUUUAUGCCAGCUUUUCUCAUGUCAUAAGGAUGACAGAAAUCUUAGCAAACUAGUAUUUUUGUUGAAAAUGUAUAUCAGUUUCAGUUGAUUUUUAAGACCUGCUGCUCAGUAAUAAUACUAGACAUUCAACAUUUACAACUACCAGGACACAAAAUCUCAAAAACUACUUAGAAAAGGAGGACCUUACUCAGGAAUGAUGUCCAUUCAGGAGAAAUCAAAAGAAAAUUCCUCCAGUGUUAUUAAAAAGAGUGAAGAUAAGAAUCUAGAAACACAAAUUCAAGGUUCUCAAAAGAAUCUAGUAAAAAAAUCAGGUCCAAAGGAAGCUAUAAAAUCACUGGUUAAAUCUUCCAAUGAAAGUAAAGUCAAUCAGCCUGAUGAAUUAGGAACAUGCAUGAGCACAAGGUCAGCAUCCAGUGAUAAAAAAGCUAGUAAACCUAUUAAUAAAAAUAUGGUGACUGUAAAGGGACAUUCACAACAAGAAUCUACAAAGCAGAAGAAAUUAUCUCAGAAAAAGUCAGUGCACAAAACCCCUAAAUCAAAUGAACAGCUUAAUCGAAGAUCACAAAGACUACAACAGUUAACAGAGGUUUCAACAAGGUCUCUGCGUAAUAGAGACAUUCAGGGUCAAGUUCAAGCAGUUAAACAGAGUUUGCCACCAACAAAAAAAGAGCACCGUAGCAAUACUAAGAGCAAAUCUAAUAAAGUUAAAACAAAUCAGAAACACGUGAAAAGAAAAGUGCUGGAAAUAAAGUCUGAUUCUAAAGAGGAUGAAAAUUCUGUAACUAAUGAAGUAAUAAAUUCCCCAAAAGGAAAAAAACGCAAAGUAGAGCAUCAGACAGCCUCUACUUGUAGUUCUCAGUGCAUAAAAGUAUCUGAAAAGUGUCUUCAGAAGAAUACUAGAAAAGAGGAAACAAAAUCUGUGCCUGUAACUUCUUCUGAGAUAAAAAGAUCAAAAAUGGCUGCUUCAGUGGUCUCUAAAAAGAAUGAGAUGAAGAAGUCAGUUCAUACACAAGUGAAUACUAGUGCAAAAUCCCAAAAAAGUCCACAGCCAUCAGUGCCUGAACAAAGUACAGAUAAUGAGCUGGAGCAAGCAGGAAAGAGCAAACGAGGGAGCAUUCUCCAGCUCUGUGAAGAAAUUGCUGGUGAAAUUGAGUCAGAUACUGUAGAGGUAAAAAAGGAAUCUUCACAAGUGGAAAAUGUAAAGGAGGAGAAGCCUACAGAAAUAAAAUUGGAAGAGACUGAUACUGAAACACAAAUACUUCAUCAGAAGGAAACAAGUCAGGAUGUUCAGUGUAAUCGUUUCUUCCCCAGUAGAAAAACAAAGCCUGUGAAAUGUAUUCUAAAUGGAAUAAACAACGCAACUAAAAAGAACUCCAACUGGACUAAAAUUAAGCUCUCAAAAUUUAACUCUGUGCAGCACAAUAAAUUAGACUCUCAAUUUUCCCCUAAAUUGUGCUUAUUACGACCCAGUUUUUCACUGCCUGCGUUAGAAAUGCAUCAUCCAGUGACUCAAAGUACAUUUUUAGGGUCAAAACCACAUGAUGAUAAAAAUAAAGCUUGCCAGCAGGAAGAAAUGAAAGAAAUUAAUUCUGAAGAAGUUAAACUUAAUGAUAUUACAGUUGACAUUAAUAAAACCCCCAAAAAGCCUCCUGAAAAUUGUUGUUUGGGUAAUCAGAUAAAACCACCUCCUGAUCAGCCAUUGGAUAACCAGAAGAAAGAUUCUUUUGAAUCAACGCCAGAUAAGAAUUGCAGCCUAUGUUUGGAAUCUAAGCUUGAAAACAAUCCAGUGGAAAAUACCACUACUACUGUUUCAACUCUGCUCAGUCAAGCAAAAAUUGGUACAGGGGAGAGUAAAUUUCCAGGUUCAGCUCCCAAACAGCACAAUAUACUCACUAACCAAACAUCUAAGACCAGUGAUAACAGGGAGAUACCACCAAAUCAUUCUUGGCCUAAGUGUAAUUCCCAUUUGGAGAUAACAAUUCCAAAAGAAUUGAAACUAAAAGAAGCAGAGAAAGCUGAUGAAAAACAGUUGAUCAUAGAUGCAGGACAAAAAAGAUUUGGAGCGGUUUCCUGUAAUGUUUGUGGCAUGCUUUACACAGCUUCAAAUCCAGAAGAUGAAACACAGCAUCUGCUCUUCCACAACCAGUUUAUAAGUGCUGUAAAAUAUGUGGGUUGGAAAAAAGAAAGAAUUCUAGCUGAAUAUCCUGAUGGCAGGAUAAUAAUGGUUCUUCCUGAAGACCCAAAGUAUGCCCUGAAAAAGGUUGACGAGAUUAGAGAGAUGGUUGAUAAUGACUUAGGUUUCCAGCAGGCUCCACUAAUGUGCUAUUCCAGAACAAAAACACUUCUCUUUAUUUCUAAUGACAAAAAAGUAGUUGGUUGCCUAAUUGCAGAACAUAUCCAAUGGGGCUACAGAGUUAUAGAAGAAAAACUUCCAGUUAUCAGGUCAGAAGAAGAAAAAGUCAGAUUUGAAAGGCAGAAAGCCUGGUGCUGCUCAACAUUGCCAGAGCCUGCAAUCUGUGGGAUCAGCCGCAUAUGGGUGUUCAGCAUGAUGCGUCGGAAGAAAAUCGCUUCUCGCAUGAUUGAAUGCCUAAGACUAUGAAGCCAUAAAGCCUGAAGAAACCCUGAGAGGCCAUCUGCUCCAGGUACAACUGUUUUAGGAUUAUUUCAAGUAUUUUAUUUGACCUAUAAAUAUUUUUGGAAUAUUGCACAAAUAGUUGGUUUCUUGAUAUCGUCUGCGUUAGGCCCUUUCAACAAAACAGGAACAACGGAAAUGCAUUGAUAUCUAAAUCAGCCUGCCUCAGAACGUACCUCUUUGCCAAAAAUUCUGCUGUACUAAAAUUGAGUAUUUUUAAAGCAUCUAUAAGGCAGGUCCUCUUUCAAGGUCAGUUAAAAAUGGAGUUUAAAGGAAUUGUUCAUUUCAAGAGACAUUUAAAGCAUCGUAAGUAGCUACAUUAAAACCAAGAGAUCUGAAACCAUUUUCAGAUUAGUACAUGCCAUCUUUUCACUAGCUGUAAACUCCUUGUUAUCACAAACUAAUAAAGCUGGUCAGUUAACACUGUUUGUUCUAAGUAAAUGCAGGCUUCAGGCCAUAAAUAUGACAUCGAUUCAAGUUAAAAAUGGCCAUUUAAAGUGGGAAUAAAGUGGUACAUACGGGCUAAUGAGAAAAAUGUCAAGAGAUUGUUUAAUGAUGAGAAGUGGAGUAAUUUAAGAGUAAGCUUCCAAAAGACCUAGUUUGUUCUAGAACAUUUUCUAAAAAUCUGUUUUUGAUUAAAAUAUGUGGUAAAAAAUCUGUAGAAACUUACGCCUCCUACUUUUGAUACUGAACAGAGACCCCCUGUUGAUUUUAAUGAGUCAAAGAGACUUACUGGCAUCUUCUUUAACACACGCACACCCCACUGGUAGGAUUAAGUAAAACAGCCUCUCUUUCUACGGCUCUGUUUCCCAUUUCAGCAAUUUCUGUGGUGGUGUCAGUAUAAGGCAGCUAAUAUUCAUUCAGUGUAUCUUUUAAAGGAAACUUUGCUUUAGUCUUUGAGAGGAAAGAAACUAGUUCCACUUCACACAGAAGCUAAGCCUGCCUGACAUUUAGCUUUGCUGGUGCCAACUGCUAAAUUCCAACCAAACAGGGUGGGUGUGGGGUGACUGCUGAAAGCUUCUGAAUUGGCUCAACUACUGAAUCAGGCUCUCCUUGUGUAAGAUUAAUCACUGUUCAUAUUCUCACAGGCGUGCUUAAGAGACUGAAAACAAAGAAUGGAUAAAGCAAAAGAACUUAAGCCAGGAGAAGCUGCAUGAAUACACACAAUGCCUGCUCUGCAUUUACUAAUUUGUUUGUUCAGUUUAAAUAGUAAACUUUUAACUCCUGUGGAAAUUUUGCCAAAAGUUUCAAUACAUACAAGAUUAUAAAUCUUAAACUAACACUGCACAGAGAAAGACAAAGCUACUUCUUUUUUUUUUUAAAUACAAAUAUCUUCUACAUUCUAUCAUUUCAGACCCCUGAGUAAUACUGUACCAAAGUACAGAUCUGAAGAGAAACUGAGGGUUCAGGCCUCAAACGUUAAUCUUCAAUUAAUUCCACACCAACGGUGUGAGUCUCACGUAACACAUUCAGGCUAGCUAAUGCUGAGAGUCAGUUCCGCCCCCCCCCCCCCCCC
Orcinus orca (killer whale) is the source of this 7884-nucleotide messenger RNA. It is a transcript of the gene ESCO1, whose product is annotated as establishment of sister chromatid cohesion N-acetyltransferase 1. Gene Ontology annotation, molecular function: protein-lysine-acetyltransferase activity. Gene Ontology annotation, biological process: mitotic sister chromatid cohesion. The transcript is spliced from 11 exons. The record is from RefSeq and is a predicted model, not a curated record. Gene Ontology annotation, cellular component: nucleus; chromatin. NCBI's taxonomy places the organism in Eukaryota, Metazoa, Chordata, Mammalia, Artiodactyla, Delphinidae. The coding region runs from base 3930 to 6335 and encodes 801 amino acids.